Molecule: messenger RNA, 355 nt
Organism: Pecten maximus
Lineage: Eukaryota; Metazoa; Mollusca; Bivalvia; Pectinida; Pectinidae
Exons: 2
Coding region: 15-326 (103 amino acids)
Source: RefSeq, a predicted model, not a curated record
AUUGAUAAGUGACAAUGAUAAAACUAGUAAUCAUCUUUCCACCAGCCCAGUCUUUUUUUCUAAAACGUACUGCCAACAUCAAAUUUAAAAUGGCUAGCCAAAUAACUGACACCCAAUUGGUUAAAGUCGUGGAGGAAUUUGGGGACCUGGACGAUCAAGGAAAUAUCUCUGGUGUCGAUCCAUUUGAAAGGUUCUUUAAUGAAACCAUAGAGUGGAGCGACAGUAUUGUCGCCAGGGAGACGUCAACUCCCAAACAACAGAACGCUUCUGCAUCAAUCAUCUUAAUUGAAGAUGAAGAUGAAUCCCCUCGACAAUACCAGCAGUAAGUAGAUUUUAUAUUCAUAUCACUGCAUUA